UGUAGCACCCGAUGGCUGACGGCCAGAAUCUCACCAAACGACAACAACAUCUUCAUCAAUGGUGGGCAGUCCAACAUCAUCACGAGCAAUGGCAAGACCCUCCAAUACGGUACGGGAAACAUCAACUACAGUGGCUAUAAUGGACACUCGAUCAACGUGGUCAAUGGCGUCAUCACGCUGAAGGAGGGCGGCAAGCAGUACACGUUCGAGACACAGCCGCCCAACGUCGAGAAGAGAGAGGCGAUUGUCAUCAACGGCCAGUCCGCCACAGUGCAGUACUCUCACGGCGAUGUCAUUGUAGAGCUAGCCGAUCAAACGGUGAUUGCCAUUGUUGGUAAUACCUUCUUCAUUGGCGAUAGCACAUCCUUUGAGAAUCGGGACAAGCUGCAAGAGGAGGCCAAAAAGUAUGCCGAGAACAUCCAGCGGCAAGUGCAAGAAGGCCUAAAGAAAACGCUCCAGCAGAUGAACGAGGAUCUCCAGAGGAGUCUGGGGAACAUUCGCUUCUAGGCGAGUGAAGCAAAGCAUCUAAA
Messenger RNA from Drosophila miranda, 530 nucleotides. RefSeq lists its product as uncharacterized. The annotation marks the transcript as partial. The transcript has a single exon. The record is from RefSeq and is a predicted model, not a curated record. Lineage: Eukaryota; Metazoa; Arthropoda; Insecta; Diptera; Drosophilidae.